This is a messenger RNA of Pelodiscus sinensis (Chinese soft-shelled turtle), 2697 nucleotides long. The record is from RefSeq and is a predicted model, not a curated record. NCBI's taxonomy places the organism in Eukaryota, Metazoa, Chordata, Testudines, Trionychidae.
GCAUGUGGCGCCCCGAGCGAGCUAGCACGGCAGCAAUACCCGCACCCUGGGCACCUCUGCAGCUACUGCUGCCUUGCUCAGGGAAGCAGGGAGCCGGGGCCGCCCUGACCAUGUUUCUGCCCCAGGAAACCAUCCAGCAGCUGGACAACGAGCUGAGGAACACCAAGUGGGAGCUGGCAGCCCAGCUCCGCAAGAUGGCCCUGGACAUCGAAAUUGCUGCUUACAGAAAGCUGCUGGAAGGCGAGGAGUGCCGCAUCGGGUUUGGAAUCGGCCCUUUCCCCUUCCCCGAGCCUCCCCCGAAGCCCCCCAGCAUUCCCACCCGUGUAAAGGUGAAACGUGAGGAGAAAGGCCAAGUGGUGGAGAAGUCCGAUAAGGAAACCGUGAUUGUGGAGAAGCAGACAGAGGAAAUCCAGGUGACUGAAGAGGUAACUGAGGAAGAGGAGGCCGAGAAGAGAGAGGAAGCGGACGGGGAGGAAGAAAAGGCCAAGUCCCCAGAAAAGGAGAGGGCAGCGUCUCCAGAGAAGGAGGAAGCCAAAUCUCCAGAGGAGGCCAAGUCUCCUGGGAAGGAUGAGGCCAAGCGACCAGACAGAGAACCUGCCCCCCCAAAAGAAACCAAGGCAGCUGUAAAAGAAGAGCGACCCGCAGAGGGUGGGGAGAGAGCCCCAGGCAAACCACAAGUGGAGACAGAAGAAAGCAAGAAAGAGGAGGGGCCGAAAAAGGAAACCCCAGCCAAGGAGCCCCACAAACCAGAGCCAAAGGCAGAAGAGGAGAAAGCUGCCACGCCUGAGCCCCCUGCCCCCGAGAAGGAGCCUGCCAAACCAGCCCCCAAGCCUGCCAAAGAGCAGGGGGAGGAGGAAGCUGCCAAGCAGAAGCCUGAGCUGAAGCCUCAGGUAAAGGAAGGCAAAGCCAAGGAGCCUGAGAAGCCAAAGCCUGAGGAAAAGGAAGAACCUAAAAAGGAGAAGGCUGAGCCCCACGUGGAGGAGACCCCCAAAGCCGAAGCUAAACCCAAAGAGGCGCCCAAGGCUGCCAAGCCAGAGCCCAAAGACACCAAGGAGACCCCCAAGGCGGAGACACCCAAAGAGGCGCCCAAGGCUGCCAAGCCAGAGCCCAAAGACACCAAGGAGACCCCCAAGGCGGAGACACCCAAAGAGGCGCCCAAGGCUGCCAAGCCAGAGCCCAAAGACACCAAGGAGACCCCCAAGGCGGAGACACCCAAAGAGGCGCCCAAGGCUGCCAAGCCAGAGCCCAAAGACACCAAGGAGACCCCCAAGGCGGAGACACCCAAAGAGGCGCCCAAGGCUGCCAAGCCAGAGCCCAAAGACACCAAGGAGACCCCCAAGGCGGAGACACCCAAAGAGGCGCCCAAGGCUGCCAAGCCAGAGCCCAAAGACACCAAGGAGACCCCCAAGGCGGAGACACCCAAAGAGGCGCCCAAGGCUGCCAAGCCAGAGCCCAAAGACACCAAGGAGACCCCCAAGGCGGAGACACCCAAAGAGGCGCCCAAGGCUGCCAAGCCAGAGCCCAAAGACACCAAGGAGACCCCCAAGGCGGAGACACCCAAAGAGGCGCCCAAGGCUGCCAAGCCAGAGCCCAAAGACACCAAGGAGACCCCCAAGGCGGAGACACCCAAAGAGGCGCCCAAGGCUGCCAAGCCAGAGCCCAAAGACACCAAGGAGACCCCCAAGGCGGAGACACCCAAAGAGGCGCCCAAGGCUGCCAAGCCAGAGCCCAAAGACACCAAGGAGACCCCCAAGGCGGAGACACCCAAAGAGGCGCCCAAGGCUGCCAAGCCAGAGCCCAAAGACACCAAGGAGACCCCCAAGGCGGAGACACCCAAAGAGGCGCCCAAGGCUGCCAAGCCAGAGCCCAAAGACACCAAGGAGACCCCCAAGGCGGAGACACCCAAAGAGGCGCCCAAGGCUGCCAAGCCAGAGCCCAAAGACACCAAGGAGACCCCCAAGGCGGAGACACCCAAAGAGGCGCCCAAGGCUGCCAAGCCAGAGCCCAAAGACACCAAGGAGACCCCCAAGGCGGAGACACCCAAAGAGGCGCCCAAGGCUGCCAAGCCAGAGCCCAAAGACACCAAGGAGACCCCCAAGGCGGAGACACCCAAAGAGGCGCCCAAGGCUGCUCAGACCAAGGCAGAGAAGGUGGAGAAGUCCUCCGGCACAGACUCGAAAGAGGGCAAACCUGCGGAGAAGGCUGCUGCGGCAGGCAAACCCGAGAAGUGAAGAGACCGCUGGAGCUUGGCCACCAGAGAACCUGUAGUGCUCCCUGCCAGGCGGCCCACUGUCUUUGUUCCCCAAGGUGAGACUUGGCCUCGUUGCGGGUGCCUCCCCGCUGAGCCCCGGCUCAGAGGUUAGCAAUACGUGCAGCGCCCGGCCGAGCCGUGGCUGUUACGAUAGCUUCAGUAGCAGAAUACAAUAUAUGCAGAAUGCCACAUUUAAGCACCCGAAUGAUUAAGCACCCCCCCCAGUAAGAGCAGACAUUCCCUGUCUGCAGCCGACGGAUGGCAGUGCAGGGAGGUAGAAAGGCGGAGCUGACACAGCCACGGGCGAACCCCCGCGUAGCCCAGCCCGCUGCGGCUGCCAGCAGAGGGAAGCAGGCCUGACACGCUGAAAUACAAAGUGCACUGUAGGGACUCAAGGCCACGUUCCACUGCUUCUGUGCAAUCAGAAAUAAACAGCUUAUAGACAA